AUUAAGAAAUUUCAGUGGACAUCGUGUUGUUGCUUUGAAGGAAUUAAAAAAUUAUAAGUAUAAUAUUUUAGAAUUUAUUAAAGCGAUUAAAGAUAUAACGAUUGAUUGGUUUUAUUCUUCAUGCAUCACUGGAUUUUUUGGAAUUUCAAAAAAUCCUUCCACGCAAAACCACAUUAUUGUUAUGGAAUCAUGUAAUAAUACUAUUCAUAGCUUUUUAUCUGAUGUCUUUCUAAAAAUUGGGUGGGAAUCAAAAGCAGAAUUGUUAUAUCAAAUAAUAGAAA
Molecule: messenger RNA, 281 nt
Organism: Diversispora eburnea
Lineage: Eukaryota; Fungi; Glomeromycota; Glomeromycetes; Diversisporales; Diversisporaceae
Source: the annotation of a GenBank genome assembly